AAGAUGGAGUCCCGGCGCUGACUGACAUACCCGACCAAUGCUUCCAGAGCGGUAAACGGCUUGUUACCAUGGCAACACGUACGCUGCAACGUCACUUCACCGAUAUAAUGACGUCAUACGUCAAACGCGAGCCGAAAAUCUGCAGAGACCUCCCGAGAGGACAAGAGACAGCGAGAGACAUGCCAAAUAAAGCCAAGAAAGAGAAGGAGCCCGUGAAGGUUGCAGCUGGGAGACCAGCAGUAAAGAGCAGUAAAGAUGGAGGAGGGACACCUGAGGAGGUGCAACAGGGGGUAAACAAACGCCCCAGCCCCAGCGCACCACCCCCUACACAGCUGAACAAGAUCCAGUAUGGCGGUGGGGGGCAGGUGGUGAAGAAAGAGCGUAGACAAAGUUCAUCCAGGUUUAGUCUCAGCAAGAACCGAGAACUCCACAAACUGCCCCCUCUCAAAGAUUGUCCCCCAGGUGAGGAACGGGAAACCCUCUUUGUUCAGAAGAUUCGGCAAUGCUGCGUGCUCUUUGACUUUGUGUCGGAUCCUCUGAGUGAUCUGAAGUACAAGGAGGUGAAGAGGGCAGCGCUCAGCGAGAUGGUAGAGUUCAUCACACACAGCCGAGAUGUGCUGACUGACUGCAUCUAUCCCGAGGCCGUGCAUAUGUUCUCAGUAAAUUUAUUCCGGCCGCUUCCUCCCUCUUCAAAUCCAAGCGGAGCCGAGUUUGACCCAGAGGAGGAUGAGCCAACGCUGGAGGCUGCGUGGCCCCAUUUACAGUUGGUAUAUGAAUUUUUUCUCCGGUUUCUGGAAUCUCCGGAUUUUCAACCCAAUGUGGCAAAGAAAUUCAUAGAUCAGAAGUUUGUUCUGUCGCUCUUGGAUCUGUUUGACAGUGAAGAUCCCAGGGAGCGAGAUUUCCUGAAGACGAUACUCCACCGAAUCUACGGAAAGUUCCUGGGGUUACGAGCCUACAUGAGACGGCACAUUAACAACAUCUUUUACAGGUUUAUUUAUGAAACAGAACAUCAUAAUGGGAUUGCUGAACUCCUGGAAAUACUUGGCAGUAUUAUUAAUGGAUUCGCACUUCCACUGAAAGAAGAACACAAGAUGUUUUUAAUCCGUGUCCUGUUACCUCUGCACAAAGCCAAAUCUCUGAGUGUCUAUCAUCCGCAGCUGGCUUACUGCGUGGUGCAGUUCCUGGAGAAGGACAGUACUCUCACUGAUCCAGUGAUCUCUGGACUCCUGCGGUUCUGGCCGCGCACUCACAGCCCCAAGGAGGUGAUGUUCCUGAAUGAACUGGAAGAGAUCUUAGAUGUUAUGGAGCCUGCAGAGUUCACCAAAAUCAUGGAGCCCCUGUUUCGGCAGCUUGCCCAGUGUGUGUCCAGCCCUCAUUUCCAGGUAGCGGAGCGGGCCCUUUAUUACUGGAAUAAUGAGUACAUUCUGAGUCUGAUGAGCGACAACGCAGCACAGAUUUUGCCAAUCAUGUUCCCAUCUCUGUACCGCAACUCCAAGAACCACUGGAAUAAGACUAUACAUGGGCUGAUAUAUAAUGCUUUGAAGCUGUUCAUGGAGAUGAAUCAGAAGUUAUUUGAUGACUGUACACAGCAGUAUAAAGCAGAGAAACAGAGGGGGAAGAUUCGAGGGAGAGAGCGAGCAGAGAUGUGGAAUCGGAUUGAGGAAAUGGCGCGAUUAAACCCACAGGUGGGAAUUUACGGGCGAUUUGCUUACACCAUGUUUAAUGCUCCUCCUGCUCUCAGCCUGAUCUGCUCCAUGGAGACAGACACUCCAACUGCCGAGGAUAUUCAGAUCCUGAAGAAGACAAUGGAAACUGAGGCUGUGCAGGUGCUCCGUGGCUCCCCUCAGGAGCAGAUGAUCCUCUGCAAGAAAUCGGAACUUCCGCAGGAUAUUUAUACCAUCCGAGCUCUGGAGUCUCAUAGGAGAGCGGAGGAGUAUUUGAGUAGCAGCAAGGAGACCCUCUGACCUACUGUGAUCAGGGCUAACAACCUGCUAACUGUCCUGCCACCCUCUGCGAGAGAGGCCGAUAUACCUUCACUGGACACUGAACAUACAACCAGGAGGUGCUCUGUGGCGCCAUCUAACUUAUCCUGGACUUAGAGAUAGAGGGUUCCUUACUUUUUUUUUUUUAUUAUUAUUAUUAUUAUGAAUAUACAUCUGAUGAGCACUCAGCCAGGAGAACUUUUAACCAACAGCUGAAACCAGGACAGCAGAGAUUUUAAUGAUUCACCUGCCAUCCCAGUAACGCACGCAGGAGGCUAUGUACUACCAAAAUCCUGGCUCAGAACUACUACAAGUAUGCACUUCGACUCAAUCUGUAGUGACCCGCCAGUACCAUAGACUUGUAUAUCACUUCCACUCCCAAAUAACACAGGUGCUGCUCUGUCCUCCUCUGCAACAAUAAAAAUCAAGUAAAACCACUUUUGGACAUUAAUACAAUAGAGAUUGAAACGAAUAAUAUACUGAAAACCGUUCCAGUGUUUCUACUUUAUGGCAUGUUAUCCGUCCUAUUUCUUUGCUGAAAGCUGACAGGCUAAAUGUUAAGCAGAAGUUCCCCUCAAUCUUGCAUUACUCUGGGAUGGUGAGUUCCAUAGUGACCUAAAGCUGACUUGGCUGUCAGUCUCCUAGGUAACAACACAAAUGCUCUUUAAAAAAUUCCAAAGCUUAAGUCUUUAAAAUUGACUUAUUUAUUAAAUAAAGGAAUAAAAACAGUUGUUACAAUGGAAUAUCUAGAUGAAUGUUGCCACAAAAUAAGUUUUAAUUCAUUAUAGGUUAUUAAGGCAGUAGGGAUGGUGCAAUGGUUAGCAUUACUGCUUCACAGCACUGGGGUCAUGGGUUUCGAUUCCCACCAUAGCCCUAACUGUGUGAAGUUUGUAUAUUUUCCCCGUAUUUGUGUGGGUUUGCUGCAGAUACUCAGGUUUCCCCCCCACAAUCCAAAAAUAUAGUGGUAGGUUAUUUGGCCCCUGACAAAAAAAUUCUAGCGUGUGUACAUGGGCAGACUAGAUAAGCCAAGUGGAUCUUAUCUGCCGACAAAAACUUCUAUGGUGUAGUCCUCAACUCCAUAGGGUCAGCAUCUGUGCACACACAGUCUUCCUUAUUUCUCACAAUGUUGUCCUCAUAGGGCUCUCUUCUUGGACAGGUUAUUCUGUUUGAGGGUCUCUGUGUUCCUUAGUCACAUUCCUCUGUGUUCAGAAUGAGCUGAUCCUCGCAUGUAUAAGAUGAUAAGCUGUCUGGGUCACCUGCUUUGGUGGUAUAAUGGUAUUAAAGUUUGUUUUAAGUUGUAUGUA
Messenger RNA from Pseudophryne corroboree (corroboree frog), 3286 nucleotides. It is a transcript of the gene PPP2R5D, whose product is annotated as protein phosphatase 2 regulatory subunit B'delta. The transcript has 16 exons. The coding region runs from base 69 to 1964 and encodes 631 amino acids. Gene Ontology annotation, molecular function: protein phosphatase activator activity. NCBI's taxonomy places the organism in Eukaryota, Metazoa, Chordata, Amphibia, Anura, Myobatrachidae. Gene Ontology annotation, cellular component: cytosol; protein phosphatase type 2A complex; nucleus. Gene Ontology annotation, biological process: signal transduction; protein dephosphorylation. The record is from RefSeq and is a predicted model, not a curated record.